AUGCCACCCUACCUCAGGAUAGAUGAUAGCACGACCGACCCUGAAGAUCACGAGACUCACUACGUCACCGCCGUGAAGGGCAAUGACCUUGCCAAAGAACAAGUGUCUUCCAGUUUGUUGAAAAAAUUCGGUGAAACCCUCACAGGAGGAGCGUUAACAUGGUAUUCGCAACUGCCUGCUCGCUCCAUUGAAACUUUUGAAGAGAUGGGCGACAAGUUCGUAACAGCCUAUGUUGGGGCCAAGAAGGCCCAGGCGAGAGUGAACGACAUAUUUGCUAUUAAACAGUCUCUGGGAGAGGGACUGAGGGACUUCCUCGCUCGGUUCAACCGAGUAAGGAUGACCCUGCCUAACAUGUCAGAAGGGAUGGCAGUUGCAGCCUUUCAUACCGGGCUGAGCAGGGAUGGUUCGAGGGAAACUAGAAAGCUAUUCCGACUGAUGAAGUACCCCCUAAUCACUUGGACUGAGAUACACAACGCAUAUUGUGCCGAGGUCCGAGCAGAUGAGGACGACCUCAAUGGACCAACUCAUCGACUGACCUCGGUACAGGCCGAAUCUAGAAAUGAUUCACCAAGCGGGCGAGCACCUUCACUCAGUAGUCACCUCACCUUGGCCAUUCAUCAAAUGGGAAAUGAACAUCGUGGGCCCUCUCCCAGUUGGGAGCAUUCGUCCAAAUACGUGAACAAGAAGUUAUCACCUUUAUAUGGAGAAACAUCAUAUGCUGGUUCGGCUUUCCCAAAGAGAUCAACUGCGACAACGGACCCUAGUUCACGGGAAAGAAAACUGUCGAGUUCUUUGAAAUAUGGCACAUCAAAAGAAUAUUCUCGACACCAUAUCACCCCGCGGGCAGCGGGCAAACAGAGUCCUCUAACAAGUCAAUAUUGA
Nicotiana attenuata is the source of this 882-nucleotide messenger RNA. RefSeq lists its product as uncharacterized. NCBI's taxonomy places the organism in Eukaryota, Viridiplantae, Streptophyta, Magnoliopsida, Solanales, Solanaceae. The record is from RefSeq and is a predicted model, not a curated record. Bases 1 to 882 code for a protein of 293 amino acids. The transcript is spliced from 2 exons.